CAGAUAGCGUGCUGUAUGAAGUUCGUCAACGACUGCAUGGAAAAUGUGCCGAAAGUCGCUUCGACUUUGUUUCUUGAUGCUUUUAAGGAAACCUUGGAUGGCAUAUGCACAGCAGCUUCGAAGGAACAUGAGGUGUACGACAAAGCUAUCGGAUGCUUGAACUCCGUUGGUGCAAAGCUGAACUCAUGCUGGAGGACAUUGCGAGGAACUGUACAGAAGGCUGUAGUCAAGGCGCCCACCAGUGAAGUUCUUCACCACACCUGCUGCUCGUACCACGAUCUGUUAAGGUGCGCCGACCAAUCGUUGGCGCCAUGUGAGAGCACCGGCGGAAAAGAGCUCGUCCUCGGCGUACUCCAGCGCGUGUUCGGUGGUGCCGUGAACUUGGUGUGCGGGGACUACGCGAAAGCAUCCGAGGCAUGCAAGGCGCUGCCAAAACUACCUUCACUCAGUGCCAAUGAUCGCAAGAUCGAGAACUACAUUGAGGUUCUUGCAGAAGCUGCCAUCACGUUCGGCCGCAAGAACUAGGUGGUAGUGCCUUACACAUCUAGCUAUGGCUUCCGUGUUUCUUGUUCACAUCGAACGUAUUUUUGGCACACACGCAAACUGCAUUGAGA
This is a messenger RNA of Dermacentor albipictus, 614 nucleotides long. RefSeq lists its product as uncharacterized. NCBI's taxonomy places the organism in Eukaryota, Metazoa, Arthropoda, Arachnida, Ixodida, Ixodidae. The record is from RefSeq and is a predicted model, not a curated record.